UGCACCCAUCGAUGUUGUGCUGCCCCCCAGGCAACACGGGGUUGGAUCCUUCUUAGACUUCCUUUUUCCAGGUGUUGAAUAUCCCCACGAAGAUUAACAAGUGUAUAGUCGAAAUUAUUGCGCCUGUGGAGUUGAUCAAGACGGGGCAGAAGAUGGGGUCAUCUGAAGCAGCUCUUUUGGCAAAAUUGAAUAUCCGUCCUUUUUCGUACGGGCUUAUCAUUCAGAGCGUCUACGAGAGCAGGGCGGUCUUUGGCCCCGAAGUUCUUGAUCUCACUGAUGACGACCUGAUAAAGAAGGUUAUGCAGGCGAUCCAUACAGUUGCUGCGUUCUCCCUGGCAACGGGAUAUCCGACGCUCGCCUCACUUCCUCACUCCAUCGUUAAUGCGUACAGGAACGUGUUGGCCAUUGCUCUGACAAACUAUUCUUUCCCUCAGGCGAAGUCUAUCAAGGAGUACCUCAAGGAUCUGUCCAAGUUCGUUGCUGCUGCUGGUCCUGCUGUGCCUGUAGCCACGGAGAAGAAGGAAAAAGUUGUUGCUGCGCCUAAGGAGGAGGAGAACAAGGAAGAUUCUAGAGGAAGAGGAAGACGGAGGAUUUGGCGGCAUGUUCGACGAUUUUGAGAGAGAGAGAGAGAGAGAGAGAGAGAGAGAGGGUAUUGUCGAUGAUUGAGUGUUUGCCUAUUGGUCGGGUUUCAUGCGGCUCCUUACAAAGU
Molecule: messenger RNA, 709 nt
Organism: Chara braunii
Lineage: Eukaryota; Viridiplantae; Streptophyta; Charophyceae; Charales; Characeae
Source: the annotation of a GenBank genome assembly